AUGGAAAAGAGAACCCCUUCGACGAAAAAGUAUAGUUUGAAAACUGAUAUUCAAGUCAAGCCCAAGACAAUACAUAGAAGGAUAGAGCCUAUUACCACCGAUGAAUUUGAUGUAAGAGUCCCGUCUAUUAAUCUGGAUGUAAUCCCCUCUCUGAAACAUUCAGAAAAUGGGAUCGAAAACAAUCCUUAUGAAAUUUCGAAUGCAAAGGUGAAAUAAAGUGUACUCUAAGACUUCAAAGAAUCAUCUAAACUCUGACAGGAUUAAGAGCUUUAGGAAGCCGAGAAGAGUAAGCAAGAUAUCUCCUCGGAAGGCCAAAGAUGAACUGGGUAUGGGUUCAUCUCAUUCUCAAAAUAAGACUCUUUAUAAUCUUCCAUAUUCUUAUGAAAAACAUAACAGAAGUAUGAGCAAGCAGCAUUAUUUAGAUAAUGACAGUUAUAUUAGCAGUCAGACUUUUUAUCUUGAGAAAAACAAAAGAGCGUCUUGCAAGGAACCUAUAAACCCAGAAUAUAAACCAAGCCAGACUAAUAGGAAGAAUACUGGCUUGAACCUUGACGUUAUAAACUUGAUUCAAAACCGUCGUGAUGAAGAGUUAUCUAAAAGUACAAAGAGUGAAGCUCAAAGCAAAUUUGUUGCUUGUCAGCUAAACAUGACACAGCCUGUAGAUUAUUCAUCGAGGGCCAAAUUUAGAGAGGAUCCUCAACUAGAACCUUUGGUUUCUGAGUUCAUUAACCAGAAGCCCAACAGUCAGAAAAUUAUGCUGAAAAGUCUUAAGAACAAUAAAAAGACAAAGAAGUUGUUAGACAAUCUGCAUAAGAUUGAGGAGGAAAUUGAUAAAUACGAUAUCGAGUAUUCAAUUUCCAAUAAGAAGUACAAGGCUGGCACAGACCAGUUCUAUAACUGAUUUAUCGAAAAAUGCAAGUUCAUAGACUACAUCUUCAAGAAAAUUGACUCUGAUUAUAAGAAGUCUGAUUAUAACUCUUUUAAGAUAAUUAUGACUAAAGGGAAGCAUGAUGAAGAAGCUAAGUUGGUGACUACUACUUAUUCACUUUGCUCACGGAUUAUUAGUGAGUUGUUGGAAUGAAGAGACCAUACAGAAUCACACUAUCUUGGGGUUAUUCAGAGUAAAGACUAUACUAUUGAUAACUUGAAGACUAGACUGAAAACAGCAAUCGAUCAUUUAAAACAAAUUGAAGAAGAUGAGCUUAAUUUGCAAAAAGAUGUAGAUAUUGAAAUAAAGAAGCUUGAAGAACUUGGAAAUUUCGAUGACCUCGAAAAGCCAGAUUUUCUUUCCGUAGGUCUCCACAAAAGCAACACAGAAGAUGAUCCUUGCUACACUCUCACUGACAUCUACCAGUUCCUACUUUUCGAGGGUGAAAUAGUAAAAUCAGAUGCUGCUAAAUAAAAUCGAUUU
Molecule: messenger RNA, 1411 nt
Organism: Moneuplotes crassus
Lineage: Eukaryota; Ciliophora; Spirotrichea; Euplotida; Euplotidae
Source: the annotation of a GenBank genome assembly